Molecule: messenger RNA, 3181 nt
Organism: Branchiostoma floridae (Florida lancelet)
Lineage: Eukaryota; Metazoa; Chordata; Leptocardii; Amphioxiformes; Branchiostomatidae
Exons: 2
Coding region: 1-1623 (540 amino acids)
Source: RefSeq, a predicted model, not a curated record
AUGGCAGCACAACUAAACUUACCGGCCACGAGUACAGGAGUGCUAUUUUCUUCUUAUUGCCACUCAUUAAGUGAUCAUGCCAAGGUCAGGUAUGAGGAGAAGGUCUCUGCCAUUGGGUUUGACCCGUACAGUUUGCACAAAUCGGCGUUUGAUAGCGAUUUAGCUCUAGUGCCGUCGGUGGAGUACCCGGACAUAGUGAAUUAUCUUGUCCUGACAACCUCUUGGGCCACUAACAACCAAAUGAAGGCGUACAAGUCUAUGGAGGCGUACAACUUCUUUGUGUCGGGCUGGGUGGACACCCUGCAGAUGAAAACAGUCAGCCCUGACAAGGUCCUUGUAGCAGCGCGGGUGAAGCAUUCACAAAGAAACACGGCAACACCAUUGAAACCGUGGUUUCUCGCAGAAGAAAAUGGAAACAUUCUCCUCGCGCACUGUGAUUGCAUGGCGGGUGUGAGUGAAGCCUGCUCGCAUAUCGGUGCAAUACUUUUUGCCGCGGAAGUUGGGGCAAGGCUAAGGAAUUCAACAUCCUGUACCGACGUCGAGUCUUAUUGGUCAGCGCCAACAUAUGUCCGAAACAUACCAUAUCUGCCUGCAUCCGGGAUGGACUUUCAGUCGGCAAAGAAAAAACACGCUUUGUUGAUGGAAAACAACGUCACCCCAUCGGCCACACGCACAGUGCCAGAGGGUAACACGGAAGCUGGUACAAGCUGUGAUGAACAGAAGGCAUUUUUCCAGAAGCUUUCCGAAUCAGGUUGUCGUCCAGGCAUCCUUUCCCUUGUCGCUCCCUUCAAUGAAAAGUAUAUUCCAAAGGACAUUGCACUUCCUAAACCAAUCCCUGAACAUUAUAACCCAAGAUAUGCUGAACUAAGUUUUGAUGAGCUAUUAGAGAAGUGUUCCGAAGUAAAUGAAAAUCUCUCUCUGACACCAGGCCAAAUCCACGCAAUUGAAGAGAGCACACGAGACCAGGCGAAAUCAAAUGUCUGGUACAGACAAAGAGCUGGUCGCAUUACAGCGUCCAAUCUAAAGGCUGCUUGCCACAGUAACCCAGAUAAGCCAUCUAAAUCUGUGGUUAUGGGUGUAUGUUAUCCGCAGACACAACGUUUUGUCAGCCCGUUUACAAAUUGGGGGCAGUUGCAUGAAAGUACAGCACUGAAAGUAUAUGAAGAGAGAAUGAUUGACAACCAUGAAGGUUUCCAAACUUACGAAAGUGGCCUACAUAUCAACAAUGACUGGCCUUAUCUAGGAGCAACACCUGAUGGUUUGGUUGAAUGUAAGUGUUGUGGGAAAGGGGUAUGUGAAAUGAAGUGUCCAUUUACUGCCAAAGAUCUCCUGCCAACUGAUUUAGCAAAUACCAGAAACUUCUGCUUGAAGAAAACCAAUGACAUAGUUCACCUUGACCGCUCACAUGCUUACUACUACCAAGUACAGGCACAGAUGUUCAUAUGUGAUGUAGAGUAUUGUGAUUUUGUGGUAUGGACAAAGAAGGGGGUGUUCAUUGAAAGAAUCCUACCAAAUGCAGAGUUUUGGGAUAGUGCAACGUUGAAAUCUAAGGAGUUCUUUGACAAGGCAAUCCUCCCUGAAAUUGUUGGCAAGUGGUUCUCCAAAACCGAAUCAUCAGGAUGAAAAAUAAACAUUAAAUGUUCAUAAUGUUCACCAAGAAAGAUAAACAACAUCAACAUAUAGUGAUAUAUAAUGGUCUUUGUUAGUCUGGUCUCAGGAGACCAUCUGUGCAUAUAUAAAAGUGUACACAUAUUUCAGAACCAGACCUAUUUCUGUAUCUUCACUUCUAAGUAAGAAAUUGCCUAGCAAUAUUGAUACAAUAUAUAAUAUAAGACUGUGUACAUAUAUGUCAGAACCAGACCUGUUUGUAUAUAUUUGCUAUUAUAAUGCAAGUAUUGAAGUGCAUAGCAAUAUUGAUACAAUAUAUGAAACAGUGUACAUAUAUUUAAAAAAACAGGCCUAUUUCUAUACUCUUAAUACUAUAAUGUAUUAUAAUGCCCAGCAAUAUUGAUGCAAUACAGUAUGUAAUAUGAUAUACAAUAGUGUAAAUAUAUUUCACACCAAGGCCUGUUUGUAUAUCUUCACUACUCCAUGUAAGUAUCGUAGAGCAUAAGCUACAUUGAUACAAUACAUAACAUUGUUGUAUAUGUUACCUAUGUUGUGAGAAUUGUUGUAGCAAUGUUUGGCAAUAUUGAUACAUAUGUAUUCAUAACCUGGCCUGUUUGUAUAUCUUCACUACUAUAAUAUAAGUAUUGUAGAGCAUGAGCUAUAUUGAUACAAUACAUAACAUUGUUUGUAUAUAUUACAUAUGUUAAGUGAGAAUUGUUAAAGCAAUGUUUGGCAAUAUUGAUACAUAUGUAUUCAUAACCUGGCCUGUUUUUAUAUCUUCACUACUAUAUUUUUAUAUAAAUAUUGUAGAGUUUAAGCUAUGUUGAUACAAUACAUAACAUUGCAUAUGUUACAUAUGUUAAGUGAGAAUUGUUAAAACAAUGUUUGGCAAUAUUGAUACAUACAAUGAUACAUAUUCAUAACCUGGCCUGUUUGUAUAUCUUUACUACUAAGUAAGCAUUGUGAUACAAAGCAAUGUUAAUACAAUACAUGGUAUUUAACAAUAUAGUUAUAUCAUUAUAGAACUGUGCACAUAUAUGUCUAUUAGGAAGGUACAACAGAAUCUGACAAGUUUGUGAGUGCACAGCACACUCUGGUAAUCUUAUCUAUGGGUGCCAGAGCAUCACCAGGUUUAGAUUUUACUAAGGGGAUGGGUAACGUACUCUGCAAAACUGAAUAUUUCCUUCUAACUAGACCAAUAACACGCUCUACAUGUAUUCUUACAUUAGCUAUCUUACGGGUAGUUUCUACUUCUGAUGCUGACAGUUGUUUUUUGCCUUUGGUAAAUGCUGGUAUAUGCAGUUUUGCCCCUUGAAAAGCUACACUAUCUGCUAUAGUAAACCCCCUAUCUGCUAAAACAAUAUCCCCUGGUUCUAACUUUCUUAAAAUCCCACAGUUUUCAGUUAAAUACUUAUCGCUAACCCUUCCCCCCCAGGCCUUAGAUAUAAAAGAUAUACAACCUUGUGGUGAAAUGCCAAUUAGAAAUUUUACAGUAUUGUGGUGUUUGUAAGUGGACCAGGUCAUUGCACGUGCUAUCAGACUGGAAGGGCGUUCAAUGAAAACUUCAAAACAA